This is a messenger RNA of Medicago truncatula (barrel medic), 2277 nucleotides long. RefSeq names its product ascorbate transporter, chloroplastic. The transcript has 11 exons. Bases 165 to 1931 code for a protein of 588 amino acids. Gene Ontology annotation, biological process: transmembrane transport. Lineage: Eukaryota; Viridiplantae; Streptophyta; Magnoliopsida; Fabales; Fabaceae. Gene Ontology annotation, molecular function: transmembrane transporter activity. The record is from RefSeq and is a predicted model, not a curated record.
AUAACAAAAUAGAGUGUUUUUCUGUGCUUUAUUUGCUUAUUAUCCUCUUUCUUGUUCUUCUUCUUUCACAGAAGAGAAGAAUAGAUAAAAACAGAGUAACAACACUUUCCACUUAGAAACGACGUCGUUGUGCUGUGUGCACUUUCAUCAUUCAUUCACUAUCAAUGGCUAUGAGCGGUUUGAUUUCCAACCGCAAUUUCGGUUCUUUCAUUGCCUCAGGGAAUUCGUAUAGAUCACAAAAGGAUAUUUCACAUCAAAGAGUAGGCAUUUCGGUUUCUGGUGUAACGGUUACACGGUGUGGUGGUUGCGUAGCGAAGGGUUCUCUUUCAAGAUGCCCUAAUGCAACACGUUCUCAUAUUGAUUCCCCUUUGGAAGAGAGAGUUUCAAAACAAAUACAAACAUUCGAUAACAAAAGGGAGCUUUUUUCCCCAUUAUCACGACAAUGCAGCCGCGGCUUGAACAUCAAAUUAAAGGCUUGCAAAAUAAGUCAUUGUUACCUUUCUUCAUCAACCUUUAGCAGUAGCAAUGUUGAACAAAGGAAAGCAAAUAAGUUUCAAGUUCGUUACAAGGCUGAGGAGUACGAAUUUGCAGAACCGAAUAUAGAUGGGCUGCAACCAACUGAUGGGACCGGUGAAGCCAUUCUUCUGGAAGGAAAUCUGCUUCAAACAUCUCCUUGGUGGCAGCAGUUUCCUAAGCGAUGGGUUAUUGUACUGCUAUGUUUUACAGCAUUCCUGCUUUGUAAUAUGGAUCGUGUAAAUAUGAGCAUAGCAAUACUUCCAAUGUCUCAACAGUUCAACUGGAACAGUGCAACAGUUGGCCUCAUUCAGUCCUCUUUUUUCUGGGGUUAUCUACUCACACAGAUUGCUGGUGGCAUAUGGGCAGACAAAGUUGGUGGGAAGCUAGUACUGGGUUUUGGAGUUGUAUGGUGGUCAAUUGCAACAGUUUUAACUCCUAUUGCUGCAAAACUUGGGCUACCAUAUCUGCUUGUUAUGCGUGCCUUUAUGGGAAUUGGCGAGGGUGUUGCUAUGCCUGCAAUGAAUAAUAUUCUUUCCAAGUGGAUUCCAGUAUCGGAGAGAAGCAGAUCACUUGCACUAGUAUAUAGUGGCAUGUACCUUGGUUCUGUCACAGGCUUGGGAUUCUCGCCUUUCCUAAUCCAAAAAUUUGGAUGGCCAUCUGUGUUCUACUCAUUUGGAUCACUUGGCAGUAUCUGGUUUGCCUUGUGGUUGAGAAACGCAUACAGUACACCAAAGGAUGAUCCAAAUCUUGGGGAUGAAGAGAAAAGGCUCAUACUUGGAGGCAACGUAUCAAAAGAACCUGUGACAGUUAUUCCUUGGAAAUUGAUUUUAUCAAAAGCACCUGUCUGGGCUUUAAUAGUCUCUCACUUCUGCCACAAUUGGGGGACAUUUAUUCUAUUAACCUGGAUGCCUACGUACUACAAUCAGGUUCUGAAGUUCAACCUCACGGAAUCUGGACUAUUAUGUGUCCUUCCAUGGUUAACCAUGGCUGUUUUUGCAAAUAUAGGAGGUUGGAUAGCUGACACACUUGUGAGCAAAGGUUUUUCCAUAACAACUGUUCGAAAGAUCAUGCAAUCGAUCGGGUUUUUGGGUCCUGCAUUUUUUCUUACACAGCUAAGCAAUGUCAGAACACCCGCCAUGGCAGUAUUGUGUAUGGCUUGCAGUCAGGGAUGUGAUGCAUUCUCACAAUCUGGUCUAUAUUCCAAUCACCAAGACAUUGGACCACGCUAUGCUGGAGUGUUAUUGGGACUAUCGAAUACCGCAGGAGUGCUUGCCGGUGUCUUUGGUACAGCUGCGACUGGAUACAUACUCCAACGAGGUUCAUGGAAUGAUGUAUUUAAAGUCUCUGUUGUGUUGUACUUAAUUGGCACUUUGGUCUGGAAUAUCUUUUCAACUGGUGAGAAAAUUCUUGACUGAUGAAGAAUGUUAGGACGAUGUCAAGGAAGGUGUAGCGCUAUAUAAGCCGUAGAGAUUUUCAAAGAGGGAAAAGUAAAGGUGAAACAAAAUUCAGAUGACCAAAUAUGUCAAUAUAAGCACCCUGCUGAAAUAGAAGAGUCACUAUCAAUUUUUUGAUCAAAAUAGCUAGGCUUCUAUAUUUUUACCAGAAAGAAAUCUUGGAUUAACAUGCCUUGUCCCAUGAUCUAAAUGCUUUCUGUAUAGAUAGUUUGUGGGUUAUUUUGCCCCUAUAACUUCAUUCAAGCAUAUUUAUAUUUAUACUUAGAAUAAGGAGUACAAUGUUAUUUGACUUUUCAACUCUGUCUCA